This is a messenger RNA of Salvelinus fontinalis (brook trout), 3264 nucleotides long. It is a transcript of the gene ythdf2, whose product is annotated as YTH N6-methyladenosine RNA binding protein F2. The transcript has 6 exons. Bases 179 to 2029 code for a protein of 616 amino acids. Gene Ontology annotation, molecular function: N6-methyladenosine-containing RNA reader activity; mRNA binding. Lineage: Eukaryota; Metazoa; Chordata; Actinopteri; Salmoniformes; Salmonidae. The record is from RefSeq and is a predicted model, not a curated record. Gene Ontology annotation, cellular component: cytoplasm. Gene Ontology annotation, biological process: mRNA destabilization.
GGCCUCUCAGCCAUGUUGAGAUGUCGCUCAGCGCUGAGAGCUGCAGCCCGCCAUUGUGUAGAUUCUAAGCUCUGUAGAGAGACAGGGGCACUUGGCUAACUCUCAAAUAGACAUUUCAUAUACCCUCCCACUUAAAUUAAAAACGAAUUAAAAUACAAAAGGCUCCAGGGAGAAAGACAUGUCAGCCAGCAGCCUUCUUGAACAGAGACCGAAAGGCCAAGGAAACAAAGUGCAAAACGGAGCUGUGACCCUAAAGGAUACCUUGAAUGAUGAGUUUGAGCCUUACCUGAACACUCAGGCCAGACAGAGCAAUGCGUAUACGGCCAUGUCAGACUCCUACAUGCCAAGUUACUACAGCCCUUCCAUAGGAUUCUCGUACUCCCUGAAUGAGGCAACAUGGUCCACUGGCGGCGACCCCCCCAUGCCUUACCUGGCCUCGUAUGGACAGCUGAGCAACGGGGAGCACCACUUCCUGCCCGACGCCAUGUUCAGCCAACCCGGCCCGCUGGGCAGUAAUCCCUUCCUGGGCCAGCACGGCUUUAACUUCUUCCCCAGUGGCAUCGACUUCUCGGCCUGGGGCAACAACAGCUCUCAGGGACAGUCCACGCAGAGCUCUGGCUACAGCAGCAGCUACGCCUACGCGCCCAGCUCGCUAGGGGGCGCCAUGAUUGACGGACAGUCCCCCUUCACCCAGAACGAGCCCCUCAACAAAGCCCCCGGCAUGAACAGCUUGGACAGCUUGGCGGGGCUUAAGAUUGGAGGUGGUGCUGGGGAGAUGGGGGCGCCCAAGGUCGUGGGCUCCGGCCUCCCCGGGGGACCCCUGGGCCACAGCCAGGUGUCUGGUGGAGCUCCCAGCAUGCCACUGACCCCCAUUGCCCCUGCCAAACCCGCAUCCUGGGCAGACAUUGCUGGCAAGCCUGCCAAGCCUCAGCCCAAGCUGAAAACCAAGGGGGGCAUAGCGGGUACCAACCUGCCCCCUCCGCCCAUCAAACACAACAUGGACAUCGGCACUUGGGACAACAAGGGGAACCUGCCUAAAGCGUCCACCCCACAGCAUGCGCCUAUCCCCAGCAAUGGGCAGCCGCCCAAUCAGGCCUCCCCUCAGCCUGGCACCAUGGCCGGAGGGACCCCACAACUACAGCUCAGCAACGGACAGUUGGUGGCCCCUUUGGCCCAGCUUGGGCAGCACCAGUUCCCCCCGAACGGGCAGCAGGGCAUGGGGGGGCAGCUGCAGGUCUCCCAGGGCCCCCCACCCACCACUCAGCCCACUCGCUGGGUCCCUCCACGGAACCGCGCUAACGGCUUUGGGGAUGGCGGGGUGGGGCAGUCUCCCCCCAACUCUGGCGUGGGCGGGGUGCCGGUACCUUCAGAGCCCCACCCGGUGCUGGAGAAGCUGCGCCUGGUCAACAACUACAACCCCAAGGACUUUGACUGGAACCCCAAGCAGGGGCGUGUGUUCAUCAUCAAGAGCUACUCUGAAGACGACAUCCACCGCUCCAUCAAGUACAACAUCUGGUGUAGCACAGAGCACGGCAACAAGCGGCUGGACGCCGCCUAUCGCUCGCUGGGUGCUAAGGGCCCCCUCUACCUGCUCUUCAGCGUCAACGGCAGUGGCCACUUCUGCGGCGUGGCGGAGAUGCGCUCGCCCGUGGACUACAACACCUGCGCCGGUGUGUGGUCGCAGGACAAGUGGAAGGGGCGCUUUGACGUGCGCUGGAUCUUUGUUAAGGACGUUCCCAACAGCCAGCUACGGCACAUCCGCCUGGAGAACAAUGAGAACAAGCCAGUGACCAACUCGCGGGACACGCAGGAGGUGCCCCUGGACAAGGCACGGCAGGUGCUGAAGAUCAUCGCCGGCUACAAGCACACCACCUCCAUCUUCGACGACUUCUCCCACUACGAGAAGCGCCAGGAGGAGGAGGAGUGUGUGAAAAAGGUGGAGGUCCAGGGAAGCGAGCCGUACCCCAGCAACCCAAACCCCAGCAGGAGUCAUUACAGACUUCAGGAGCGCCAAGGACGUGUCAAGUAACAGUUACUGCUUUGGGCAAAAGACUGCAAUAGCCCCCACUUUCCACCCCAUCUCACAUUCAGAUCUUUCAAGAAAUGCAAAAUGGAGGGGGAAGUUAACCAAGGACAAAAAAAUACGACUAAAUGAAAACUUUCUUGAUUUCUUUUUACUUUAAAAGACUUACUUCGAACUUGUAGUAAAAGAAAAAGAAAUUGUUAUUCAUAGGACUACAACAUAAUACAUAGCAUCCUUAGGUGAAUCUCUUUUGCCCCACCCAACCCCAUUUCACUACAUAUGCUUUUUUUCUGGUAUGCUUUUUUAAAAAAUGUUUUUUUUUUUUUUUUUAACAAUGAUCAUCUGUUUUUACAGUCCGAGAGCAAGUCUGUAAUUCUUCUUACGUAAAAUUCUAGUGGAAAUGUUUAGUUUCGGCUACUACGCUACUAUUAGUGCCGAAAGUCAAGGCAGGCCAUUUGUUUAAUUUCUUUGUAAACCCCUCCAUCCUGUGGAAGAUUAAUGGAUUCAAUCAGGACGCAGAUCAGGGGUCUCUUCAGUGGAUAUUUGUCGUGGGUACUGUCAUCUCACCCUGUAAGGAGUUUGUUUCCAAUGCUUCUGUCAUAAAAAAGGAGAACUGAAAUGAAUGUUCGAGAUGACCAUGUUUUUUGGAGGGGUAAGGUGUGGGGGAAUUGAAAGUAAAAACAUUACGUUUAGAGCCUUGGUCAUUGUAUAAUUAUUUUAUAGUGUUCAAUUGUACAAAACGGGCCCUGUUUCCAGUCCUCUUUCUUGGACCUGUUCAGUAAUGUUGCUUUUCUCUUGCCAUUUUUGUUUCUUCCUCCCCUUCCGUUUUCUUAAAGACCAAGCUGACAGUGGCCUCGCCCUGACUCUUUCUAUUAAUCAGUUCAAAGUAAUAAAUGUGGUAUACUCAGCAAGAACAUGUGCGUUCCCCUCGUUUGACUGUAAGCACUUGUCAUGCUGUGUGCUUCCUUUUUCUGUAUUUAAAGGUAAAUGAAUGUUUUAUUACUUGGUAAUUAAGCCCUAUACCCUCGCACUUAAUUCUACCCCAAACACCCCUCUUGCACCACUAACCACCUUUAUCCCAUCCACAAUGUCCCCUCUUCUCUUCCCCUCCCCUGCUGGCUGCUCAAGCAUACCACCACUACCCUUGCAAAAUGUCAAUGUUGGUGGAAAAAAAUAAGGUCCUUUUUCAAAAACAACUGGCUUUUAUCUGUGGCAUAAUAAAGAUGCUCCACAAAAGUCCA